Molecule: messenger RNA, 477 nt
Organism: Acanthosepion pharaonis
Lineage: Eukaryota; Metazoa; Mollusca; Cephalopoda; Sepiida; Sepiidae
Source: the annotation of a GenBank genome assembly
AUGCAAAACGGCGAAGAAGCUCGGUUGGAGAUUGACAGCAAAGAAGGCGAGUUAAGUAGAGAAAGCAGCGAAGAGGACUGUUGCAGAAUCUGCCAUAACAGCCAACAGUACGCGAACGAUUUGGUUUCGCCUUGUAACUGUUCGGGUUCAUUGGGUAAAAUGCAUAUAUCAUGUCUGAGCCAAUGGCUGCAACUGUCGAAACGGCAAAAAUGUGAACUGUGCGGUUACAAGUACACAUUUGCAAGAGAAUCGUUGAAAUUCAUUGAUUUUCUACGUGACCCUGAGUUAAGACGAACUCACCGACAGCUUUUUUUUGUUUCAAUCUUUUUUCUCAUACGCCUGAAAUUCCUUCACUUCUUUGGCCGGUUGAAUACCAAGAUACUCUUUCUCUCUCUCUCUCUCUCUCAAGUUCUCUCCCUUUUUUUUAAAUAUCCCAUGAUUUCUCCAUCCAUGAAUUGCAUUCCUUCUAAAUCUUGA